CCAAAAUAGUCCUUUUCACCACACGCCGUUAAUUCAAUGUUGUUCCUCUUUUUGUGUUCAAUAGGUUUAUGUCUCAAUUUUCCUCUUUAGUUGUUAGCGAUAAUUUCAGUUUGAUUUUUAUUUAUUUGGAGAAAUAUGGCUUCAAUUUCUUCUACUCCAAGGACUGUAGAAGAGAUCUUCAAAGAUUAUAGUGCUCGUCGUGCUGGGAUACUUCGUGCUUUAACUUAUGAUGUGGAAGAGUUUUCUCAUAUGUGUGAUCCAGAAAAGGAAAAUUUGUGUCUGUAUGGACAUCCGAACGAAACAUGGGAAGUCAAUCUUCCAGCUGACGAAGUUCCACCUGAACUCCCAGAGCCAGCUCUUGGGAUAAAUUUUGCAAGGGAUGGGAUGAAUCGUAUAGAUUGGCUUUCAUUGGUUGCUGUGCAUAGUGAUUGUUGGUUGCUUUCUGUGGCUUACUUUUUUGGAGCUCGUCUUAACAAAAAUGAAAGGAAGCGUCUGCACAGCUUGAUCAACGAUUUGCCCACUGUGUUUGAAGUCAUAGCAGAAAGAAGGCCCAUAAAAGACAAGCCUAGUGCAGAGAAUGGGAGCAAAUCCCGUGGUAGUAUACAGAGGACAAGUGAUGUUCAGUCUAAAAGCACUGCAAAGCUGGCAGAUGAAAGUUGCGACGAGGAUGAAGAAGAACAUGGUGAAACACUUUGCGGAUGCUGUGAUGGGCAUUACAAUGCUGAUGAAUUUUGGAUUGGUUGUGAUAUCUGCGAGAAAUGGUUCCAUGGUAAGUGCGUGAAGAUAACACCUGCUAAAGCUGAAGGUAUAAAGCAGUAUAAAUGCCCUGCAUGUAACUUGAAGCGGCACCGACCAUAGUUCCCUCAUGAAUUAGAAAGAAGGCUCAUAUGCUUUGGCAACUAACAAAAUAGAUAGUACAGCAUUAUGUAUUGGGGAUCCUAAUGGUAACGACUUCGCCAUGACCCCUUUUAGAUCCAUUUUCAAUGUCCAAUAUAUAGGAAGUUUGUUAAAUUUUUCUUGAACCCUUGUUAGCUUGUUGAUUGCCAUUGAUUUUAGAUUUCUUCACCAAAAUGAUGUAAGUAGAAAGCAAAACAUCAAGUUUUGGAAGUUUGACAGCUCUUUUGGUUGUUUCUAAAAUUGCCUAUAAUUUUCACAAACAACUUCUCGUAUUUUCACUU
This is a messenger RNA of Solanum lycopersicum (tomato), 1178 nucleotides long. Its product is annotated as PHD finger protein ALFIN-LIKE 2. NCBI's taxonomy places the organism in Eukaryota, Viridiplantae, Streptophyta, Magnoliopsida, Solanales, Solanaceae. Gene Ontology annotation, molecular function: transcription cis-regulatory region binding; transcription coregulator activity; histone binding. Gene Ontology annotation, biological process: regulation of DNA-templated transcription. The record is from RefSeq and is a predicted model, not a curated record. Gene Ontology annotation, cellular component: nucleus.